AUGUAUUAUCAAUUAGAAAGCACGGACUGUUACUUAAGUCCAGUUAGUAGACAUGAUAUUCAGGAUUUAGGAACUCAAACAACGACUACGUUAGAAAAUGUGUCUGAUGAAAGGGUAAAUAUUGUUGACAAUAACCUUAACAAGACUCCUGAGGGAUGUGAAAAGUUUGAAAAAGAGGUUCACGAAGUUGGUAUGGAAGAACCUGAAAUAACAGAUAUUGAAGGAGCAGCCAUUGUGGAAAAGAAAGACAUGGAGUGUUACUUACGUCCAGUUAAAACACGUAGAUUUAAAAAAGGUACUAUAUGCUUCUUCGGAAAAAAGAAUAAUUCUGGCACGAUAACUACAGAUAAUGGGCAAUGUUAUAAGUUCUAUAGAGAAGAUUUAAAUUUAUGUUUUGAUCGACGACUUAAAUAUCCACAAAAAGUGAAAUUUGUUGUUGAUGAUUCAGAGCCCAAAUGGGCCUAUGAUGUAGAAAUAAUUGGAGACCCUUAUGUCCAAAAGUGCUAUUAUUGUUUAAAAGAUGAUCAUCUUGGUUUAGAAGACUGUAUACAGUUACAGAUAGAUUCUUAUAAUUUUUACUAUCCUUAUAUAUGAAAUAACAGUACAAUAUAA
Messenger RNA from Daktulosphaira vitifoliae (grape phylloxera), 612 nucleotides. RefSeq lists its product as uncharacterized. Bases 1 to 594 code for a protein of 197 amino acids. NCBI's taxonomy places the organism in Eukaryota, Metazoa, Arthropoda, Insecta, Hemiptera, Phylloxeridae. The transcript has 4 exons. The record is from RefSeq and is a predicted model, not a curated record.